Messenger RNA from Pristis pectinata (smalltooth sawfish), 5209 nucleotides. RefSeq names its product transmembrane protein 168b (gene tmem168b). The coding region runs from base 574 to 2784 and encodes 736 amino acids. The record is from RefSeq and is a predicted model, not a curated record. The transcript is spliced from 6 exons. Lineage: Eukaryota; Metazoa; Chordata; Chondrichthyes; Rhinopristiformes; Pristidae.
GUAGAUUCUGUUCAAUUUUGUUAUUCAUUUAAAAAAACUGAAUUAACAUAGCAGAACUGUGACAGAAACCAGUUGCACGACAGGUUCAGAGAUAAUUAACUGCGGUCUAACUGGCAAGACCACAUUGCGUACACCAGAAAUGCAAGCAUUUUCUUGUGACAAUGCACGGCGUGUUGUGCACGAUUUCUAGCCGCUCUGCUCGCUGUGGGAGUAUCCGGAGCUGAGCGCUGCGGCUCACCUCCUCCGUGUUCGCGUUUCCCUCGCUCUCUGGUGCGUCGUGUCCUCUGGCGGGAGCCGUCCUCUGCUGGAAGUCCGGACUCAGGCGGCGGCCGCUGAGUGAAGCGCUUCUCUCCUCCUCCUCCUUCUCCUCCUCCUCCUCCUUCUCCUCCUUCCCCCCCACCCGCCCGGGCUCUCCGCCCGCACCCUCCUCAGACGCCCGGGACUACUCGCAACCACUGCCCGACCGGCUGAGAAGCGGUUGAAGAGCGAGGCCGGCGGCAGGCAGUGAUAAUGUAUUUAUUGAUAUCCUGAUUUCUGAAUGGGAAAGAUGCGUGGAGAUCCUGCAGAUAUCAGAUGAUUUCCCACUUGUGCAAGUCUGGUUCUUUGAAGGCAAAUGGUACCCUAGGAGAUCAUCAUCAACUGCUUUCUGGAGUUCAGACGGAGCCUUUCGAAUCAUAUUACAUGUGUAAAUCACUGCGUUAUUGUGUGAGCCACUGUCUUUAUGCAGUAAUGACUAAGGUGGAGGAACUUAACAAAGAAGCAAAUAUGCAUUCCUCAAUUCGAUAUCUUGGCUACCUGGCAGAUAUGAGCUUGCUGGUAGCCAUUUGUCUGGGCCUAUAUGUCCGAUGGGAGAAAACAGAAAAUAUAUUAUUGCUGGUCAUAUUCAUCCUUGGACUUUUUGUGCUUGGUAUUGCUAGCAUACUAUACUAUUACUUCUCCAUGGAAACAGCAAGUUUGAGCCUGUCGCAUCUCUGGUUUGGAUUUUUGCUUGGCCUUCUCUGUUUUAUAGAUGAUUCUAAAUUUAAGACGGAUGUGAAAGAAGAAGCUACGAAAUACUUAUUACUGGCUAGCAUUUUGAUAAGAACUUUGUGGUCUGUAGUUGAGCGAAUUUGUGGAUGUGUCCGACACCAACCUGCCCUGUUAACAUCAGCAGAAUUUCUGGAACUAAUUGGAUUUGCCAUAGCCAGUACAGCCAUGUUGAUGCCCAACUGUUUGAGUGUUGUUUUGCUUGUUUUUGCAUUGUCUAUGUUAAUUGUUGAUCUGCGAAUGAAGUCUAUUUUGGCUGUUCCAAACUUGAUAGCAUUUGCACUGAUUACAUCCCUGCUGUUUUUUCCAUCUUUGAAAAUUAGCACUAAUCCCUUUGCCUUGGCUUGUUAUUUCAGCCGUCUGAUUUGUGUCCCACUCCUUGAUCUUUACUUCAGUGGUCUAUCUGUUACUGAACGGUGGAAGCCUUAUCUGUAUGGCCGGACACUCUGCAGAAGAAUUUCUAUACUUCCUGUAGCAUCCAUUGAGCUAAUAUUCUUUGUUCUUGCUGCAUUUAAACUGAAUAAUUUAGACCAUUGGUAUUUUCUAAUACCAGGAUUUUCUAUUUUUGGAAUCUUUUGGCUGAUCUGCCAUGUAAUUUUUCUCAUAACUUUCUGGGGUUUUCACACCAAACUCAGUGAUUGUCAAAAAAUCUACUACACUCAUAGAAUAGAUAAUAAGAGCCUGGACUGUGUUAUGGCAUCCAAAGGAAUGCGUCAUUUUUGCUUGAUUUCUGAGCGGUUAGUGUUUUUCAGCUUGUUAUCUACAGCGGUUCUUGGUGGAGUCUCAUGGCAGCCAACAAAUGGAACCUUCAUGAGUGUAUUCCUCAUUGUUUUACCAUUGGAAUCCUUAGCUCAUGGCCUUUUCCAUGAAUUGGGUAAUUGUUUAGGAGGAACAUGUGUAGGAUAUGCCAUUGUAAUUCCUACAAAUUACUGCAGUCCCGAUGGUCAGCCUACACUCCUCCCUCCUGAGCAUGUGCAGGAGUUGAAUUUGCGUUCCACAGCCACGUUAAGUUCUGUCCAACGAUUUUUUGCCUAUCACAUGAUAGAGACUUAUGGCUGCGACUACUCCACCAGUGGCUUUUCUUUCGACACUCUGCAGUCUAAAGUAAAAGCAUUUCUUGAUCUGCGUACAGCUGAUGGACCCAGACAUGACACCUACAUACUUUAUUAUAGUGGACAUUCUCACAGCUCUGGAGAAUGGGCAUUAUCAGGAGGAGAAACCUUGAGGCUGGAGACAAUCUUGGAAUGGUGGAAAGAGAAGAACUCUGACUUCUGCUCCCGUCUGAUAAUUGUUCUGGACUGUGAGAAUGCUCUUCCAUGGGUUAAAGAUGUAAGAAGAGUCAGUGAUAUUUUUGUUGCUGUGCAAGGUGCCAAACUGGCCAAACAAGUGAAUAUAGAGGAGGCAGACCUUCCACAGCUAGGUGACUUUACUAAAGACUGGGUAGAAUAUAAUUGCAACCUUGACAACAACAUUAGUUGGUCAGAUAAAGGAAGAACAGUAACAGCUGUGUAUGGUAUAUCUAAAUCAUGGAGUGACUACACUCUUCAUUUACCAACCGGAAGUGAUGUUGCCAAGCACUGGAUGAUUUACUUUCCUCGCAUCACUUAUCCUCUCGUACAUCUGGCAGACUGGUGUGGUGGAUUGAACCUUUUUUGGAUGUGUAAUGUAUGCUUUAGAUGUUUCAAAAGGUUGAAGAUGAGAUGGUUUCCACCCACAGUUCUGGACACAGGACAGGGAUUUAAACUUGUGAAAUCAUGAAAUGUUAUCUUCAUGUGUCAAGUACUUAGGACUUCGUAUUGCACUCACAGGCAUCUUUCCAAAGAUUUUGGUGUAAAGGUUUGUAAACGUUAAUGGACUAUAAAUGCAAAAAAGCUACUGGUUUAUCCAAGGUUGCAUUUCUUAAAUCCAGAUAUCAGGGUUCAUCAAGAUGUAACAUUUUUUAUAUUAAAAUGCACUGAGUUCAAAUCCACUAACAAGUAAUGUUUUGACAGCAAUUCGACAUUGGUUUAAAAUGUUCAUUAUGUAAAGAAGUUUGGCUGCCAGGUACUGAACAUGCCAACCAUAAAUUCUUAUAAAGUAUUUCAAAAUAUUACUUGCAUCCCCAACUUCAAUCUGGUGUUCAAGUGCUUAUUCUGCAUAAUAGGCCUUAAAUCUGAUUGUCCAGUUUUAUAUUAUGUCUUGCUCUCACUAACUUACUUCUGGAUACCAAAUAAUAACGAGGAAAGCAAUUACAAUCAACAGUAAUGUUAAUACACAACCCUUGAGAAACCAAUGUGUUAUCAAAAUUUGAAGAUUGCGUCUGCUUCUUGUCCUAUGGAAGAUCUGGUUUGUAAAUAUUUCUAUUUUAAUGCUAAUUGUACAGCAUUCUUCAUUGUCCACUGAUAUAAUUAAUUCAAUAGUUGAGAGCUUUUUAAAAAAAAAGUGACUGUUCAGUUUAAGGUCCGUUAUGCUAUGCUAAGUUUUUUAAAACUAAAUUUUAUAAUAAAUUCCACUAGCCACCAGGAUUCAAAUAUAACCACAAAUAGUUGGGACUUCCUUAAUUCCAUAUGCAAUACCACAUUGAUAUUGCUGAGUUCAUUAUCAAAACAUUAUCUUGUACGUGACUAUGCAUUGUAUAUGAAAGUAACAGGGCAUUCUUUUAAAAGCCACCUGGUAUCUCAACUUUUGUUUAUAGUAACGCCAUUUCGAAAUAAAUGUUAUUUCUACUUUUGUAAAAAAAUCUUUUCAAUUGAUCUUAUUUGCAUGUAAUUACUUUUGUUCAUUCAUAAAUCAAAAGGAGAUCUGAAUGGCUUAAUUGUAUCCUAUGAUAAAUUACAUUUUAUCUUGCACUCUAUUGAUAUGUCACAUAUUUAUUUUAUGCCUGGCACAUACAUUACUGUUUGAGAAUUUAUUUAAAUAGUUAUGUUAUAGUGCUUUUAUUACAUGUUUAAUUUCAUUGUUCUAAGUUCCCUAUUAAAUGAACUAAUAAACCAUAAUCGUUUCAACUAUACACAUCAAAUCACUUCAUUUUAAUAUUUUAUGGAUUUGGCUAUAGUUCACUUAAGAAACAAAUUGUUUCAGGUCUUUAAGGGCUGGUUAUACAGUGCAGCUGAGUUUGCAGCAUCUGCAGAUCUGGAGGGGAGGUGUGACACAGAAGAUUUUGAUAAUAAAAUGUUAUAUUGCACCUAACUUUUAGGAAUAUGCUUGAUAAUCUCUUAUUUUGCCCGUAUCUUUCCUCUCCCAAAGGCAGUACUUCAUGAUUGUCACUGUACUAUUUUUAACUUCUGGACUGUGGCUGCACACAUGGUCCACAUUCCCAGUUCUUGGCUCUGCUGCACACCUGGCCCACUUAAUUCCAACCACUGCUUCCAGACAGUGAGACCUGUUAUGAGGUCAGGAUUGGGAAUUGAGCUAGAGAUGGGAGGCAUUGUGACAGGUGGGUGAGAGAGGCUGUGGACAAGGACUCCAGUAUGUCUGUCGUGUCUGCCCAUCAAUGUGUGAGCAUUAAUGUCUAUGCAGCAGGGCCUGGUCUCCAGUUGUCUUGGUGCCCUUGCCACCUAAUCAAGACCCAGUCCAUCAAUAUGGGAAAAUAACCCACACACAAGCAAGUUCCACACUCCAGUCCCACCAGAGACAGACCUGAAUGCUGCUCUGCUACCAUCAAUCAGUAAGUGAGACACUGACAUGACAUUACUGCCCUACGUGAGACACAGCAGGUAGGACAAACUAAUUCAUCUGGGUGACUUCAAUGCCAGGGUGGGAAAAGAUGCAAUUCUGGCAAGGCAGGAUCAGCAAGGCAGCUUCAGGAAAGACAAACUCUCCCAGAGUCAUUUUAUACAAGGCUGACUGGUCAAGUUGCAGCCAUCUGUAUUCAGUAUCAAAUUUAACAACUUAAGAUAGUUUUCUCUGCAUCAGAAUUGGUCAGUUCUUCUGUAGGCCAUUCAUGUGUAACAUUGACUUAGUUUUUCCACUCUUCACCAGUGUGACCUGACCCACUGGGCAUUUCCCACAUCUCUCCCUUUCCCUCAAAUAACUUCAACAGCUUAUUACCAUGGCAAGCCUGGUCUCACCCUGGAGGUAUUCCCAGAUUUUCUCCAUCCCUCCCCCCACCUUCUCUGCAAUUUGAAGCUAACUUGCCCCAUUUCUGACAAAAUGUUUUCAACUUGAAGCAUUUACUUUGUUUCUCUUUCCAGCAUCUACAAUC